Sinocyclocheilus grahami is the source of this 720-nucleotide messenger RNA. Its product is annotated as protein shisa-4-like. NCBI's taxonomy places the organism in Eukaryota, Metazoa, Chordata, Actinopteri, Cypriniformes, Cyprinidae. The coding region runs from base 199 to 720 and encodes 173 amino acids. The transcript is spliced from 6 exons. The record is from RefSeq and is a predicted model, not a curated record.
UGAGGCUGGUACUGGAGAUGUGGCGUGCGGGCGUGUAGCGUCACGGGCGGGGUGUCAUCACUCACAUCGCAUGUUGAUCACGAAGCCGCUUGAUUCGGAGCUCCGCUGUCUGCGAGUCGUGGCAGAAAAUAUCGUUUUAAGGUCUUUUUUCAAAGGAUGCAAACGUAACCGUUUGUGUCUGGUGUAACUGGAAGCAGCAUGUCCUUCUACGCCGUCAUUAUACCGGUCCUCUGUAUCAUUUUCUCGGCUUGGCAGGCAACAGCUCUCAAACCCCUCAGAUGUGUAAGUUCACAUGAGGCUGCAGGUGUUUUUCUUCUGCAUUCUGCCAAACUACAACCUAUUAUAUUAUAUUACAUUAUAUUAUAUUAUAACUGUAACCUCCAAGUUUUUGGACUUUUACACGUCUUGCUUUACUGCUUGUGGUAUGUGGACAAAAAUGGCACCUGGCACAAUGGCUUUGAUUGCCCACUCAUAACCUUCUGCUGUGGGAACUGUCACCGCCGUUACUGCUGCCUGGAUGGCUUCAAGAUGAUCACCGAGGCGGGACAGAAGCGCUGCAUGCUGUUCCAUCUCAGCCCUUCCACUAUAGCUGGCAUUGCUUCAUCGAUCCUGCUCUUUGUGGCUGCUAUAGCAACCAUGGUCUGUUGCUUCAUGUGUUCCUGUUGUUACCUGUACCAGCGCCGCCAGCAACGUGGCAGAACUCCUUAUGAAGACAGCUAA